AGUUCGACACUGAAUGUGACAACAAAUCAAUUGAAACAAUGAUUGAAAUAUUAAAUGUUUUUUAGAAAUUGAAAUAUUGUUUCAAAUUGUUUGAUAUUUUCAUAAAAUACUAAUUUAAUUGAAUGAGUGUUUUGUUAAUAUCUGUCACGUAAUGCAUGGAUUGGGUGUCAAAACGGUUAUAAUAAGACAUUGCGGUCGCAAUUCAUCGACUUUAUUGAAGAGGUCGUCAACUUUAACCACAAAAUUCUCAAUUUCUGAAUCUUCAGUGAAAAGAGAUUUGAAAAAUAUAAACACAUCUGCCGUAAAGCCAUUGCAUUUAUUAUCUCCUACUUUAAAGAUCACCCGACCAUUGGUUAUAAGCGAAGUGCGGACAUAUGCUUCGGACAAUUUGCCGAAACACAGUAGAGUAGUAUUGCCGGCACUUUCGCCGACUAUGGAAUUGGGAACUAUUAUCUCGUGGGAGAAAAAAGAAGGCGAUCCUCUUCACGAAGGAGAUCUGUUGGCUGAGAUUGAAACAGAUAAGGCAACGAUGGGAUUUGAAACACCAGAAGAAGGAUAUUUGGCCAGAAUUUUAGUGUCAGCGGGAAGUAAGGAUGUGCCCAUUGGAAAGUUAUUGUGUAUAAUAGUUGAUAAUGAAUCGGAUAUACAAGCAUUUAAGGACUUUGUGGAUACAAGCAAUUCGGUGAAAACUAAACCUAAAACAGAAACAAAGGCAAGUGCACCACCACCUGUACCAUCAAAAUCUAUGCCGACAUCAUUACCACAACCAUUGACAACAACUACAACUAAAUUAUCUGGAGUGGGAAUCGCCAGCAGACUAUUUGCCAGCCCUUUAGCUAAAAGAUUAGCUGCUGAGAAAGGAUUAGAUUUGAGUUCAUUGGCCGGAACAGGUACGGGUCCCGGUGGUAGAAUUCGAGGACAAGAUGUAUUAAGUGCUCCGUCUGCAGUUGCUGGCGGUCCCCGAGCUCUGGAGUUUACAGAUAUUCAAUUAACAAAUAUGAGACAAAUAAUUGCUAAACGUUUAACACAAUCCAAACAAACAGUACCUCACUAUUAUUUAACAGUUGAUUUAGAAAUAGACGAACUUUUAAGACUUCGGAUACAACUAAAUGAAAUGUUGAGUAAGGAAAAAGUGAAACUUUCUCUCAACGACUUCAUUAUAAAAGCCGCAUCACUGGCCUGUCUUCAAAUACCUGAAGCCAACAGUGCAUGGAUGGAGACAUUCAUCAGACAAUACACAUCAGUUGAUGUAUGUGUCGCUGUCAGUACAGAUGCAGGCCUUAUAACACCAAUAGUUUUUAACGCCGAUAAAAAAGGAAUCAAACAAAUAUCACAAGACGUAAAACAAUUGGCACUUAAAGCCAGAGAUGGUAAAUUACAGCCCAAUGAGUUUAUUGGGGGAACUUUUACGAUAUCUAAUUUGGGAAUGUAUGGCAUUACUAAUUUCUCUGCUGUUAUUAAUCCUCCGCAAUCCUGUAUUCUGGCCGUCGGUGGCACCAAACGUGGUAUAGUUCCCGACGCUAAUGGAAAUAACAGAACCGUAUCUUUCUUGUCAGUUACUCUUAGUUGUGAUCAUCGUGUAGUUGACGGUGCGGUUGGCGCUCAAUGGCUCCAAUCGUUCCGUCAAUAUAUAGAGAAACCUUUUUCAAUGGUUUUAUAG
Molecule: messenger RNA, 1660 nt
Organism: Oppia nitens
Lineage: Eukaryota; Metazoa; Arthropoda; Arachnida; Sarcoptiformes; Oppiidae
Gene: muc
Product: dihydrolipoyllysine-residue acetyltransferase component of pyruvate dehydrogenase complex, mitochondrial-like
Exons: 6
Coding region: 152-1660 (502 amino acids)
Biological process (GO): pyruvate decarboxylation to acetyl-CoA
Cellular component (GO): pyruvate dehydrogenase complex
Molecular function (GO): dihydrolipoyllysine-residue acetyltransferase activity
Source: RefSeq, a predicted model, not a curated record